This is a messenger RNA of Moesziomyces antarcticus, 936 nucleotides long. RefSeq names its product WD40 repeat-like protein. The record is from RefSeq and is a predicted model, not a curated record. Bases 1 to 936 code for a protein of 311 amino acids. Lineage: Eukaryota; Fungi; Basidiomycota; Ustilaginomycetes; Ustilaginales; Ustilaginaceae. The transcript has 3 exons. Gene Ontology annotation, molecular function: protein binding.
AUGAAGCCGUACUGGAUCCUUCGACAUCACGGCUCAUCGUCCAUCCGAUCCCUACAUCACGACCACCACUCACUCGUUGUCGGAGACGAGACAGGUGCGGUCUCGAUCGUCGACCUCCACCACCUCCGACCAACAGUGCGAUGGAACGCGCACACCGACUCGAUCCUCACCGUCAUCUCGCUCGGCGACCAUGUCUUGACGCAUAGCAGGGACAACAAUGUGCACCUCUGGAAGCUGCCACACUCGCCACCCGCCCCAGGGUCCCUUUCGCAGGUGGAAGGCGCGCAAGAGCCGCAGCUUAUAAUGAGUGUAGGGGUGAAUGCACUCAACUUUUCAAAGUGCGCAUACGACGACGGCAGAAUCGCGGUACCCAACGCACUCGACGCUGCAUACAUCGACGUCAUAGAGCUUCCAUCGGGUGUGCGAGUAGUCGAGGCCAUAGGCAGGCCAGACAUCAAGCGCACGGCCGGAAGCAGGAUGCCAAUCGUCAUGUCCCUACACCUUGUUGCCGGCGGUGUGGUUGCAGGCUACGAAGAUGGUGCGCAGUUCGGCGUGUCGGUGGGUGCAGACGACCGCAUCGCGCGCUUCGACCUCCUCUCCGGCGAGACGCAGCUCUUGCAGACCAAGACUCCGGGCAAAGCAAGCGUGGCUAUCGCUCCAGACGCCAACACCUUCGUAGUCGGAGCUUGGGACGGAUCCAUACGAGCCUAUUCGAUGGCCGACUUGACCGAGCUCGGCAACUUGAGCUAUCAUUCGGAAACCGUCGAGUGCCUCGAGUUCGCCUCCGUGCCCAACCCAGACGACGACGACGACGACGACGAAGAUGACUCCAGCGACGGACACUCGUCGCAGCACACACCAUCCGCACGCCACAACCAACUCGUCCUGGCAGCCGGCGGAAGAGACGGCAAGAUCUCGCUGUGGAAGUACUUCUGA